AUGGCCAAUGGGCCUUGUCAGGUGCUCGGCAAAGACGCCUUCACCGUGGGAUGGAUUUGUGCUCUUCCGAUCGAGCUGACCACGUCCGAGGGGAUGCUUGACGAUGUUUACCCGGCCCUUGAGCAGGUGCAAGGCGAUGAGAAUAUUUACACUCUAGGCCGUAUUGGGCAACACAAUAUUGUUAUCGCUUGGCUCUCCGCUGGCAGUACAGGGAUCGCACCUGCUGCGAAAGUCGCCAAGGACAUGCUUCGUAGCUUUCCUCGAAUCCGAUUCGGGCUGAUGGUCGGUAUCGGCGGUGGGGCUCCUAGUGUGAACGCAGACAUUAGGCUUGGCGAUGUUGUUGUUGGUGUACCAGAUGGGGAACUCGGUGGCGUGGUGAAAUUUGAUCGCGGGAAGACUGUGCAAAGUGGGACUUUCGAGCAUACGGGGGUGCUCAAUAUGCCUCCUGCGCAGGUCAGGAAUGGUGUGAACAAAUUACGUGCAAAGCAUGAGGCUCACAAAAGUCUGGUUGCCCGAUAUGUAUCGGAGAUGAUUCAGAAGGCUCUGCAGUCAGAAGAAGGAAACGCGCAAUUCGAAGAUCUUUAUUCUUACCAAGGGGCACAAUAUGAUCAGCUAUACGACUCAUCGUACGAGCAUGAAGAUUUCGAAUCGCAAUCUCAUCACUUUAUGGAUAAUUUGGUAAGAAUCUUCAUGGCCAUCUGUGUCACCAUUGCUGGAAGCAUCGCGAUCACCUGGAGUGGCUCUCUUGCGUUAUCCGUGAUUAUUUCUUUUAUGAUAUCACUGUUUGUUUUGAGGGUCUACGCGAAACGACAACAGGGAGUCCGGAGUACUGAGUUACAGGAUAUGAAGCAGCCUUGUCCAGGUUGCAAUCAGUUACGUUUGAUUCCAAGACAGCCCCGAGCCACGACAGAUCCAGUUAUUCAUUACGGAACCAUCGGCUCUGCAGAUCAGGUCAUGAGACAUGGCAUCACGCGUGAUGCCAUGAGAAAGAAACACCAGAUUUUAUGUUUUGAGAUGGAAGCAGCAGGUCUUAUGAACGAUUUUCCUUGCCUAGUCAUUCGAGGCAUUUGUGAUUAUUCUGAUACUCAUAAACACAAACUUUGGCAGCGCUAUGCCGCAGCAACGGCUGCUGCAUAUGCCAAGGAGCUUCUUGGAGUCAUUCCUCCAACCGAAGUUACGAAAAUGAAGGCUGCGGCUGAGAUCUCCGAGACAUUACGAAAUGAGAUUGCUGGAGUAAAUGCUAAGCUCAAUCCUCUUAUUUUUGGGCAUGAGCUAAAGAGACGCCGUGAUAUUCUUUCUUGGCUGGCUUCCUCUACACAUGAGGCCGAACAGGCGGACGUAUUCAACAAGCACCAAUCUGGCACUUGCCAAGGGUUUCUGAGCUCAAGUAAAUUCCUGGGCUGGAUUAAUGAAGAAAGCCCGACCCUAUUAUGCCCCGGAAUUCCGGGUGCUGGGAAGACCGUUCUAUCCUCCGUGGUAAUUGAUUAUUUACAGCGUGAGCAUGGUGAAGAAUCACAUAUCGCUUAUCUCUACUGCACAUACGGAAAGCGAAAAGAUCAAACAGCUUACAAUCUUUUGAGGACUAUAUUGAGACAAUUUUCGGAGCAAUCAACACCAAUCCCUAAAUCUGUCGAUUUACUUUAUGCAUUUCACACGAGUAGGCAUUCUAGGCCUACUUACGACGAAAUUGCUGCCACACUGCUAACGGUCUGCCGUGGGCUGAGCAAAUCUUUUCUGGUGGUCGAUGCGCUAGAUGAAUGCUCUGAUGAGACCUCGCAGGACUUGCUGAAAGAAGUCCAAAUGUUGCAAGCGCGGACGAAAUUAAGCUUUAUGGUAACAUCGCGCAAAUCUCUACAACAAGAGUUUGACAAUGCUUUGGUCUUAGAAAUCCGAGCGCAAGGAACGGAUAUCGAACGUUAUUUAGACAGUCGAUUGGGAAAGUUGUCCAGUUGUGUCACCAAAGACGAUAGAUUGAGACAGGAUAUCAAAGCGCAAAUCAUUCAGAGUUCUGAUGGGAUGUUUCUUCUGGCGACUCUCCAUUUUGAGUCACUGAAAGACAAGAAAACAAAGAAUGAGUUUCGAGAUGCCUUGAAGAACCUUCCGAGGGGAUUGCAUGCCCUGCAUAUGGCAUAUGAUAGUGCCAUGGAGAGAAUAAACCAGCAAAGGAACAAUGAUCGCCGCUGGGCUCAGCGCGUUCUCUCGUGGGUUGUACAAGCAGUGCGACCUUUGCGGCCAGAGGAGCUCCGACACGCCCUUGCUGUCAUUGAGGGCAACUACCAACUUGAGGAUGACAAUAUUCCGGUUUUAGAUGAAGUCAUUUCUUUAUGUGCAGGGCUUGUCUUGGUAAACCAAGACAGUAAUACCAUCCAGCUGGUCCAUUUCACGACUUACGAAUAUUUUAGCAACUACGACAUCAACUGGAGACAAGCGGCGCGAGAUCUUGUAGCUACAACGUGUACUACAUAUCUUCGGUUUAAUGUCUUUAAAUCAGGCUUCUGUCGGAGCCGCAGCGACUUCAACGCAAAAAUGAUAGCAAAUCCUCUCUAUGAGUAUGCUACUUCUAAUUGGGGGUACCAUGUUCAUUCUUCUACAUUACAGGAGACGGACUUGAUCACGGAAUUCCUUGAGCAAGAAGGAAACACUUCCGCAUGCGCCCAGGUACUGAUGAUCAAGAGAAAGCAAUCACAUGGGUUCUACGGUUGGCCCCAGCGGGUAUCUGGAAUUCACCUCGCGGCAUAUUUUGGUCUUGACAAAGCACUUCAAAUUCUGCUGAGAAGGCACCAUAUAAAAAACCUUCUUGAUAGUAACGAACAAACACCAUUAUGCUGGGCCGCUCGUGGUGGACAAGAAGCAACAACAAAAAUAUUGCUCCAUCAUGGCGCUGAUCCAAAUCUUGCAACUCAAAGCACCGAUGAACUGAGAUCUUCGUAUGUGGGCCCUCCAACACCAAUUGGAUGGGCUGUCAGAAUUGGAAGUGAGAUAAUAGUCGACCUUCUGCUGUACCAUGGUGCCAAUCCCGAGCCUCGUUUUGAAGGCGGAUACUCGCCCCUUUGGACAGCAGUACAAAGUGGAAAUGCCGAAAUUGCCAGGCUAUUACUUGAACAUCAAGCCAAUCCCAACCUGGGCCGUCACAGCCCCUCUCCUCUUUGGUGGGCCACCCACGUGACAGAUUUAGUGACGGUCAAACUGUUACUGAAACACGGAGCGAAUCCGGAUCUGUGCCAUCCAGAUGGAAGCUCCCCUCUUUGGUGGGCUGCACGUACUCCGAAUGCGGAGAUGGUCAAAUUAUUACUGAGCUACCAUGCUGACCCGAAUCUUUGUCAUUAUGAUGGAAGCUCCCCUCUCUGGUGGGCUGCACGAGAGGAUAAUGUCGAAAUUGUCAAAGUGUUGCUUGGAUGCAAGGCGAAUCCAGACCUACAUCGCAAAGAUAGGCACACUCCUCUUUUUUGGGCACAAAGGAAUGGUAACUCGGAAAUCAUCCAGCUACUGAAUGAGCAUAAUGCAAUUUCGUUCUAA
Messenger RNA from Penicillium longicatenatum, 3516 nucleotides. RefSeq lists its product as uncharacterized. The transcript has 5 exons. Gene Ontology annotation, molecular function: protein binding; catalytic activity. The coding region runs from base 1 to 3516 and encodes 1171 amino acids. Gene Ontology annotation, biological process: nucleoside metabolic process. NCBI's taxonomy places the organism in Eukaryota, Fungi, Ascomycota, Eurotiomycetes, Eurotiales, Aspergillaceae. The record is from RefSeq and is a predicted model, not a curated record.